Paraglomus occultum is the source of this 825-nucleotide messenger RNA. The record is from the annotation of a GenBank genome assembly. Lineage: Eukaryota; Fungi; Glomeromycota; Glomeromycetes; Paraglomerales; Paraglomeraceae.
AUGAACUCAAACCCAAUUAACGAAGAACCAAUUUUACGUCAAGUUUAUUCUCACACGGAACUAUGUACAGCGACUCAUUCUACUUGUCCAGCAACAUGUUUUAUUAACAAUCUUACACAAAACGAACAGAAACUUUUGCACAACCCACCAUACACUCUAGCCACUUCAUACGAUAGUAUUCUCAAUCCCAUACGCAGGCGACGCAACAACAGCAACAAAAGAAACUUGCCGCCUAGACCUCAAAAUGGUUGGAUCUUAUUUAGACGAAAUUUUCAAAGCCAAGUACUCUCUGGAAGUCCUGGCAAGUCAAGUGCUCUCAACGAAAUUUCCCAAAAAGCUGCAAAAAGUUGGAAAAAUCAACCGAAAGAGGUCAAAGAGUAUUUCAAAGUUCUCUCGAAAUUAGCUUCAUACAAGCACAAAGCUAUGUAUCCGGAAUAUGUCUACAAUCCGAGGAAAUUCAAGAAUGGUGAUAGUUUUAUAUUUAAAUAUAUGGACAAGGAUAAAUUUGUGAAAAAUGGUAGCAGUAAUGCGAGUACGUCUAAGAAGGCAAAAAAAUCAAACAACCUGAGCGAAGGUGACCAUAUUGGCGUUAUGAGGAAUGAAGAUUAUUCGGAAAUUAACGACGAACAGCAGUCUAUCUUACCGAGUACUUUCCUUGACUUUCCAAACUUGUUUUCCGACUUUUCCGAUUUUUCCAUGUUUUCACCAAAUUAUUCUCCUUUCUUUUAUCAAUGUGAAUUCUACAAUGACAUUCGUAACGAUAACAUAAUUGCUGCUGAGCCGAUAAAUUACGCGGAUUAUGGGUUUGAAUCUUAUUCCGCUUAG